ACUGAACACUAUCAUAUCAAACCAUUUCUUGGAAUAAUCAACUCCUUGUACCAGAUUGCCAAGUUAAGCCCGUGGGAAUGGAGUCCCGCGCUAUAAACGACUCGGCAAUAACCGCAUCAGGUAACUACAACUCUUGGAGCAGGGCUGAAUACGGCCGUCUCAACAACAUGGGGGUGUCCAACUCACACCAUGGGAUGUGGAUGGCGUCAAGAAAUCGCGCUGGGGAGUACCUUCAGGUCGACCUUGGACAGGCCGUAAUAGUAACAAAAGUGGCUACGCAAGGACGACCGGAUGCCGACCGAUGGGUGCCAAGCUAUAAGAUCGGUUAUAGCUCUGACCUCACAACCUGGCUUGUGUAUCGCGAUGAUAGACAGGAAAAGGUUUUUACUGGCAAUUCAGACAGAAACACGAUCGUCUACGGAAUAUUUGAGCCGCCUAUUCUAGCUCGAGGGAUACGCUUCGUGGUGGAAACUUACCAAGAGCAGCCAGCUCUGCGAGUCAAAAUUUUUGGAUGCAAAUAAUAACUGGUUAUAAAUACGGCGGCUUUCAGGGGUCUUCCAAUUUCAAAAGUAGUUGUCACUUGCAAGCCGAAGGGCCCUUAAAUACCCGCUUGUUUUAGUUGUGCUCACAUUGCAUUUUCACUUGAUUUCAAAAACGCUGUCAGUGCAAGUGACGAUUGGCGAAUGACAGUUCUAAGAAUGAUGAUACAUAAACUCGUCCUCAGCUUCUCGCGCCUCGUGCUCGAUGCAUCGCCACAGGGACCCCGAGCGAUGCCUGCGGAGGAGUCUAAUGGCGGCGUGUUCCUCACACAUGCGGGAGUGUUUAUUAAAUAACCUGAGGGGGAGGGGAGGUAAAGUUGUGACCCAGAACACCUUAAGUGCGUCACAACUCCGACUCCCCUUUCUAUGUAACAAUUAGACGACAAGUUAGAGUUUUCUAUGAGUUUUCUAUUUUGCACUACGCAUGUAAUGAACAUAACGAUACGAUACGGACUACCUAUGCGGUUUACAGUCAUGAGAAAGAGAAAGUUUGUAAGCACUGUCAGUAAAUAAAAAAACGAUUUCUGAC
Molecule: messenger RNA, 1068 nt
Organism: Nematostella vectensis (starlet sea anemone)
Lineage: Eukaryota; Metazoa; Cnidaria; Anthozoa; Actiniaria; Edwardsiidae
Product: lactadherin
Exons: 2
Coding region: 78-521 (147 amino acids)
Source: RefSeq, a predicted model, not a curated record